AUGGGUGAAAAUGUGGUUGAAGCAGAAGAAAAAGAAGAACGAAGUGGUGAAUCAAAGAAAAUGCAUGUGGAGCCGAAGAAAAUAAAAACUUUAAAGAACUAUUUACAAUGUAUAAAGAAUGAAGUUGGGGAAAUUAGUAGGGAAGUUCAGGAUUUGAAAAUGGAGAUCGGAAUGAUGAAAAUGGAGGUGAAUAGAGAGACUGGAAUGAUGAAGAUGGAGGUGAAGAGGGAUAUAGGUAACAUUAUGGAUUUAUUAAAAAUAAUUUGGGGGAAGGUGGAGAUUAUGGGGGAGAGGAAUAAUGGGGAUGGGGAGGGGAAUGAAAUGGAGGUGGAGAAGGUGGAUGAGGGGAAGACGGCGGAGGUGGGGAAGAAUGUGAAGGUAGGGAUGGUCAUGGAAGGGCCGAAGGUGGAGGAGUUGGAGAAGGUGGAGGGGGGAAGGAUAUGGAGGCGGGCUGGAAAUAGAGGGGACGAAGGUGGAGGAGUUGGAGAAGGUGGAGGCAGGGCUGGAAAUGGAGGGGACGAAUGUGAAGAAGGUGGAGGCGGGGCUGGAAAUGGAGGGGACGAAGGUGGAGAAGGUGGAUGA
Messenger RNA from Diospyros lotus (date-plum), 582 nucleotides. RefSeq lists its product as uncharacterized. The record is from RefSeq and is a predicted model, not a curated record. NCBI's taxonomy places the organism in Eukaryota, Viridiplantae, Streptophyta, Magnoliopsida, Ericales, Ebenaceae. The transcript has a single exon. Bases 1 to 582 code for a protein of 193 amino acids.